Lachnellula hyalina is the source of this 1425-nucleotide messenger RNA. Its product is annotated as Anhydro-N-acetylmuramic acid kinase. Gene Ontology annotation, molecular function: phosphotransferase activity, alcohol group as acceptor; ATP binding. The record is from RefSeq and is a predicted model, not a curated record. The transcript is spliced from 2 exons. Lineage: Eukaryota; Fungi; Ascomycota; Leotiomycetes; Helotiales; Lachnaceae. Gene Ontology annotation, biological process: amino sugar metabolic process; peptidoglycan turnover. Bases 1 to 1425 code for a protein of 474 amino acids.
AUGGUAAUGAAGGGCCUCAUCCCCGCACCCAAGGGGCGAGUUCGAACGCAGGUCGGACACAAGUACCUCGAAGCACUACAAGCCAAAGUCCAUUCGGAUUCGGAUACCUCGAGCUCACCGUCCCCUUCGGAUGAACCAAAGUCCCCGGGUUUGAAUCUGUUGAUUCUCGGGAUCACUUCUGGGACGGCUAUGGAUGAUAUCGACUUUGCACUCUGCAGGUUUACACAAGAAUUCCCAGAAGCCCCUCUCUGUCUGGAAAUUGUCCAGUACGACUCGGUGGUUAUGCCUUCCAAAAUCCGAACCGAUAUCCUCUCCAUGCUUCGAGAAGACGCUGCUCCACCAAGCAUGUUAUCGCAGAUGGACGCGGAGAUGGGCCAUACCUUUGCGAAUGCCAUCCAUAUCUUCACACACAAGCACGGAAUUGCUGUUGACGAUAUAGACCUGAUCGGCUCCGGUGGGCAACUUGUGACCUUGACGGGAACCCCGCCAAAGGGUCAGCAUCGUUCGAAUAUGUGCUUGGGAGAAGGAGCCGUAAUAUCAGCCAAGACGGGUAUUACAACGGUCUCAGAUUACCGGACAGCAGAACAAGCAGUUGGAAGGCAAGGAGCGCCACUGUUCGCAUACCUCGUCGGGCUGUUGAUACACCAUCCCACCAGACUUCAGAUCUGCAUAACAAUCGGCGGUAUAACCACUGUCAGUUUCAUCCCUGCAGACAAUAAAGGAGGCAUAGAUGCCAUGUACGACUGGGAUACCGGGCCAGGAACCUCAAUGAUUGACUCUGCCUUUCGGCAAUUUGGCCUCGACCCCGCCACAGACCAGAGCUCACAUCUACUAGGUGGGAAUAUUUGCCAUGAAGUCGUCAAUGAACUUCUUAACCAUGACGAGUUUCUGAAGACACGUCCACCGAAAACGACGGCGAGGGAAAUAUACGGUGAUGCGAUGGCAAUGCGGAUCGUUACAAUGUGCAACUUCCGGGGUUGUACUCCGGCGGACACGAUAGCUACAAUGACACGCUUCACGUCCGCCAGCAUCGCUCAGCAAAUGCUACUCUACGGCCCAGGUCGAGAAGCUAUCAAUAAUGCGGACAUUGUUGUCGAUGGACGCGGGAUGUGGAAUCCGCAACUCAUUUCCGAUCUUCAAGGCGAGUUCCCCGCUGCGAGGUUUGGCAGUUUCGACAAGACUGGUGUCCCGAGUAAUGCAAAGAAGGCUGUGGGAUUUGCUAUGCAGGCUAUGGAGGCAUUGCUGGGAAGGGCGCUACCUGUUCCGACGAAUGCAGAUGUUAGGAGGCCGAAUACCAUAACAGGGAAGCUGGCUCCUGGAUUGAGGUGGAGGGAGGUUAUUGAGAAGAGUGUGCAGUUUGGGGGCACGGGUAGAGGAUGGGAAGGCUUGCCUGAGGUGCGGGAGUUGAUUGUCAGGCGGGCAUAG